UCCUUCUAACCCCCCUCUGGUAAGAACAGAAUCUCUGCGUCACAGCCAUGCUGUCCACUCUUCCCCCUUCUGAUCCUUUCCUCAAUAACCCCUUCUGGGCCUUGGACGGCUCUUUCCCUACUCCUUGGGAGGGCCCGGGCUUCAGCCCCAGUCUUCUUUCCUCCCCCGUCAAGCCGGUCGGUAAGUCCCAAACCCAUGCAGGCUCUGAUGCCGAUGUGAAACACGUGGCGUCAUCCAUUCUCGACGAGCGGAAACGGCGGAGAAUGAUAUCGAACCGGGAGUCAGCGAGGCGGUCGCGCAUGCGAAAGCAGAAGCAUCUAGAGAACCUAAGGUCUCAGGUGACCCGCUUUAGGAUCCAGAACCGGGAACUCAACAACAGGUUGCAGUUUCUUCUGCAUCACUAUAACCGAGUGAUCACGGAGAACCAAUGGCUCCGGUCCGAGCAAACCCAGCUCCGACAAAAACUUCACGAUAUAACUCAAAUUUUGGCCCUCCAGCCCUUCUCUUCGUCUGCAUGGCCAUGCAAUACCACUCCUAUGUUCGCGACGGAAUAAGAAGAAAUGAUCAUGAUGAUUAAUUAACCAACUAAGUAAAAUCAUAGAAUACGGCAUCACCAAAUAUUAUAGUUAAUUCUAAGAGUCAAGAACUUGUCUUCAAGUUGUCUGUGUAAAUUAAAAGUAGCAGCUAGAUAAAUAUCAGUCCCCCUUUUUUUUUCCAUCUUUUUUGGGAAAAUAGAGAGAGAGAGCGGUUUUGGAAAAUAUCGGGCUACGUAUUUUCAAAACCAGAGAAAGUUUAUUAUUAGUGAUUACAAGUGUUAUAGCUACUAGCUAGCUAGUUUGUCAACAUAUAUAUUAAGUUGAUAUUGCUGUUUUGCCCUAAUUAUUCCAAGUUAUAGAGCAGCCCUUUGUUAA
This is a messenger RNA of Neltuma alba, 911 nucleotides long. Its product is annotated as bZIP transcription factor 53-like. Gene Ontology annotation, biological process: positive regulation of DNA-templated transcription. The coding region runs from base 48 to 554 and encodes 168 amino acids. Gene Ontology annotation, molecular function: transcription cis-regulatory region binding; DNA-binding transcription factor activity. The record is from RefSeq and is a predicted model, not a curated record. The transcript has a single exon. Lineage: Eukaryota; Viridiplantae; Streptophyta; Magnoliopsida; Fabales; Fabaceae. Gene Ontology annotation, cellular component: nucleus.